AGCGCCACCACUCUCCUCCUGUCUUUUAUCCAGAAUCCAAAGCAAUCUAACCACCAAAAGUAUUCUUCAUAGAAUUGCGAGCUCAGGUCUCGACCGCCCACGGCCCACAAUCCAUAUAUUAGAGCGGCCGUGAAAGGCGAUGGCUUUGUGGGUGAGAACUACAAUGGCUAAGUACUGUAGCUACUCCACUCAGCUUCCUAUCCAUUUCGCCGAGAGACCCAUUUCUGCUUUCCCCGCCAAACGCCUUCUUUCAGUUCGUUACAAGGCUUUCUCCGUCCAAGCUUCCGCUAAAGAUGGUUCAUCAACUAGUGUUGGAUUUCUGGGUCUGGGAAUUAUGGGGUCUCCAAUGGCGCAAAAUCUUUUAAAAGCUGGGUGCGAUGUAACUGUGUGGAAUAGGACGAAGAGCAAAUGUGACCCUUUGAUAAGCUUAGGUGCAAAAUAUAAACCUUCUCCUGAGGAAGUAGCUGCUGAAUGUGAUGUGACAUUUGCCAUGCUUGCUGAUCCUGAUAGUGCAUUCGAGGUUGCUUGUGGAGAACAUGGGGCAGCAAAUGGCAUCGGUCCAGGAAAAGGUUAUGUAGAUGUCUCAACUGUAGAUGGUGGGACUUCUAAAUUGAUCAACCAACGUAUGAAGUCUACCGGUGCAUCAUUUUUGGAGGCUCCUGUCUCUGGUUCGAAAAAGCCGGCAGAAGAUGGCCAACUGAUCUUUCUCACUGCUGGUGACAAACCUCUCUAUGACUUGGCGUCUCCUUUCUUGGACAUCAUGGGGAAGUCGAGAUUCUACCUUGGCGAUGUUGGAAAUGGAGCUGCUAUGAAACUUGUAGUCAACAUGAUGAUGGGAAGUAUGAUGGCUACUCUCGCUGAAGGACUGCUGUUGAGCGAGAAAGUAGGGCUCGACCCAAACGUGUUAGUCGAGGUACUGUCACAAGGCGCCAUAAGCGCUCCAAUGUACUCGAUGAAAGGACCAUCGAUGAUCAAAUCCGCCUACCCUACAGCUUUCCCACUAAAACAUCAGCAGAAGGACAUGAGGCUUGCUUUGGGUCUAGCAGAAUCUGUUUCACAGCCAACACCAAUUGCAGCAGCUGCUAAUGAGCUGUAUAAGGUGGCAAAAGCUCGUGGACUUAGUGAUGACGAUUUUUCUGCUGUCAUUGAAUCAUUGAGAGCAAAGCUAGGCUCUUCAUGAACACAAGGGAGAGACUAGGAUUUCUAUCGACGAGCUUCCUUUAGCGUUUAGACUUUAGACCAUUGCUAUACUGAUAUGGAAUAUGGAUAGAGCAUAGUCCCUUGUUGCUGCUUGCAAGCAACCCUCUUCUCGAUUCUCGUUUUCGGUUCCAUUCUUGCUUCCAAAAUCCAAAUGCUUGUAGAAACUAAAAUGUGGAAAUAAGGAGAAUUUUGAACGUUUCAUGUGCUCUUUUUCCCCAUAAUCGAAUUUCGUAGCACAUAGAAUGUCACAUGCAAUUAUAGGAAGGAUCAUAAAAUCGUGUCGAUUCAUUGGAUGAAGUAACGGAUGUGUUUGUUUAAAAUCGUAAGAUAAUACAUAGACGUAUUGGUU
Molecule: messenger RNA, 1549 nt
Organism: Linum trigynum
Lineage: Eukaryota; Viridiplantae; Streptophyta; Magnoliopsida; Malpighiales; Linaceae
Source: the annotation of a GenBank genome assembly